This is a messenger RNA of Ipomoea triloba (trilobed morning glory), 1658 nucleotides long. Its product is annotated as LEAF RUST 10 DISEASE-RESISTANCE LOCUS RECEPTOR-LIKE PROTEIN KINASE-like 2.1. NCBI's taxonomy places the organism in Eukaryota, Viridiplantae, Streptophyta, Magnoliopsida, Solanales, Convolvulaceae. Gene Ontology annotation, molecular function: protein kinase activity; ATP binding. The coding region runs from base 126 to 1520 and encodes 464 amino acids. The record is from RefSeq and is a predicted model, not a curated record. The transcript has 3 exons. Gene Ontology annotation, biological process: protein phosphorylation.
AUAAAAGCAGGAGUGGUAGGAAUAAUAAUGCUCCAUCCUACCCUUCUGCAGGCCAAGCUUAUGUUAAGUUAGGCACUCUUAAUGCAUCGGAUUUAAGAGUUUCAUGCCGGGUUGAGGUCAUAACUAUGACUUCCUGGGGAAUUCAAGAAAAUAAUGUGUCGUCUCAGAUUAAUAUUAGUCUAUUGGAAAUCUAUGAUGCUUUGACGUAUGGGUUUGAGCUAUCCUGGUUCCAGGCUGUUUGUGAUCAAAAUUGCAGGUGGAGUGGAGAAUGUGAACUUGAUGACACCACACAUGAGAUAACCUGCUGGAACAACUACGGUUUCUAUCGAUAUAGAACAAUACCGACGGCUCUUGGGGCUGUGGCCGGACUUGCGUGUCUAAUCACUCUAUUAAAGAUUAUAAUUGGAGUUCCAUGCGCAAUUGUGUUUCUAAUUAUCAAAUUCCACAGAAGGCAUUUAUCAGUGUUCGAUGCAAUCGAGAAUUUCCUCAGUGCCGAUAAUAAUCUCUUGCCCAUUAGGUAUUCUUACAGACACAUUAAGAAUAUGACAAAGGGCUUGAAGCAGAAGUUGGGAGAAGGGGGCUAUGGUACUGUUUACAAAGGCAGACUUCGAAGUGGCAGCGAUGUUGCAGUGAAGAUAAUGAGCAAGCCCAAGUCUAGCGGUCAAGAUUUCAUCAAUGAAGUUGGUUCCAUGGGAAGGAUUCAUCAUGUCAACAUUGUUCGACUUGUUGGAUAUUGUGCAGAAAAUUCCAAGCAUGCUCUUGUGUAUGAUUUCAUGUCUAAUGGAUCCCUUGACAAGUACAUUAAUCAAGGAGUUAAUGCGAGUUUGUUGAAUUCGGAAAGGAAGUUUGAGAUUGUAGUGGGCGUCGCCCGUGGGAUUGAGUACUUGCACCGAGGUUGUGACAUCCAAAUCCUGCAUUUUGACAUUAAACCACACAAUAUCCUUUUGGAUGAUAACUUCAUUCCAAAAAUCUCUGAUUUUGGUCUUGCAAAAUUGUUUCCUACCGAUAAAAGCAUUGUCACGUUGACUGCUGCUCGUGGAACAAUUGGGUAUGUGGCGCCGGAGCUGAUCAAUAGAAGCAUUGGAGCUAUUUCUCAUAAGGCUGAUGUAUAUAGCUUCGGAAUGCUACUCAUGGAAAUGCUAGGCUUAAAGAGAACACCGGUUACUGAACAAGACGAGUCGAGUAAAUACUUCCCAUCUUGGAUUUACAAUGACAUCAACAAGGGCAAGGCAAUUGAGAUGGGAGAAGAAGAUGAGGAUGAUAAGAGAAUUACAAAGAAGAUGACCAUAGUUGGGCUUUGGUGCAUCCAAACCAGUCCAAUCCCAAGGCCUUCAAUGAGUAGGGUUGUUGAAAUGCUUGAAGGAGACGUUGAGCUGCUGCAAAUGCCGACGGAAACUUUCCUUUCGGAGCCAAUUAUGGAAGUGGAUCAAGAACAAAGUUCCAUGCCAGAAUCAUCUGAAUCCAUAGCAUUAUUGCCCAAUUCUGCUAAUUCCAACAGCAUAGGUAUAAUUGUGGAUUAAAGGGUAUGCGCAGUGUGCAAUUAGAUGGUCCCAUUAUUAUAUAUCACUUUGCUGCUCUGUUCAAAUUACAUAUUAUGUUGACCUUAUUGUAAGAUAGAUAUAAUAAAUUUUCAAAAAUAUGGUAAUCAUAUGUUAUUA